AUGUAAGUUCCAGGAACAAAAGCAUCAUAAAGAGAUAAAGAGGAUGAUUAAAAGAAGUUUGCAGAGAGAUAGCUAAACAGGAAACUAGACUUCUUAAAGCUUAGAGAACCCUGUGAUUUCCCUAAUGUCAAAUAUGAAGUGACAGACUCAGAUUUUGUAGAUCUGGUUACUGAAUUGCAAAGUGUAUACAACACAGUUCAUGGCUUGAACAGCAUGCUCUUCAAAUAUCAAUAGGCUGCUUAGAAUUUGAUGAGUGCAAAUUAAGGAUUAGGCUAGUAAGCUCAGAAAGCCUAUUCUCAAAGUCACUCUUUCUAUGAGACAGGCUAAUGUGUCUCUAAAUCACAUGAUGAAAACCUGCCAAUUUAUAAGUCAUUUAUCGUGAGACUUGAGGAAGUAUACAAAGAAUUCACAGUUUUCUUUGUGAAAUUCGAUGCACUUUACUCUAAAUUAAAUACUAGGGAUGAAGCUUUUGAGAAGUUUAAGCACUAUUACAGGAAGCUAGAGAAUAUGAAUUAGGAUAGGAAUUUCAUGAUAAAGAAAGGGAUACAAGACUCAAUUACUGAUGCUAAAGAUUUGGAGGUUAUAGCAAGAGUAAGUUCAUAUUGCUUAAUCUCUUUGUAGAAUGAAAAGAAGUAUGCAGCUUCUUACUAGGAAUUUCUUAGGCUGAACAAGCCUAUGUACUUAGAAAUUUAAGAUUUGGUCUAUCAAAAGUACACAAAGGUAACUCCAAUUGCUAUGAAAUUUAUCAAGGAGGCUAGCUCAUUCUUUGCUCAGAUGAGUUCAAAUUACUCUGGUUUAAGGAAGAAAUGCAGAGCUACUUAUGAUUAAAUUGAUCCUUUGGAUGAUUAUUAAGCACCUGAGGAGUCUAAAUCUACUAAAAAUAUUGUUCCCACUCCUAAAUUUGAGCAGGAGCCUCAUGUGAGAUUUGACUCUCAGCCUCCAAGCCAGCAGCAACAGAACUUUGAUCAAUAUCCUUAGUAAUAAUAGCCAUAAAGUCGUGGGGGAUAUAACGACAUGUAUGAGAGAGCAUAUCAAGAGGAAAUAGCUUCUAAAUAGCAAAAACCAUAUUAAGAAGCAGUUUAUGUUCAGCAUAAAAAGAAUCAACCGCCUUAAUAUGAAGAGGAGUAUUAUAAUACAGGCUAUUAAUAGCCACCUCAAGUAUAAUAAAAGCAAUAGCAGAGGCGUGGUAGAUAAUAAGAUUAUUAUGACGAUGAGUACUACGAUGAUGAGGAGUAUUAUGAAGAACAUCACUAAAAUAGAAAGAAAAAGAAGAAGUCUGGACUUGGAGGUGUAUUAAGUGAUAUGGGAUUUGAUAAAGAAGAGGUAGCAAAGGGCAUCUUUUCAGCAAUAUUCAAAGAUAAAAAGUGA
Stylonychia lemnae is the source of this 1368-nucleotide messenger RNA. NCBI's taxonomy places the organism in Eukaryota, Ciliophora, Spirotrichea, Sporadotrichida, Oxytrichidae. The record is from the annotation of a GenBank genome assembly.